GACAACACACAACCAUGUUCAAGAAUACAUUGGGCCCGGUGUCUAUAAUAAGAAGAUGUUUAAGUACUUCAUCACCUGUACUUGAACAAACCAGCUCCAAGGCCAACAAACAUGCCAAAUUGUUAUCGAAAUACUAUACACCAGAUUUACUCAAGUCGAUUCAAAUCACAGAAUCGCUUGUUCAACCAGAAGAGCUCAUCAGUUUAAAACUUGCUGGUGGCCGUGCCAGAUCCAAAGUCGCUCCUUCAAACGAGCGUUCCGACUAUUCCAUGUCUGAUCCAGCCUGGGACGAGCCAAUACUAUAUCCUAACCAAGCCGGUUCCCGCACGCCAUACCCACCUAUCCCUAAUGUCAAUUCUCCAGAUGACACAGGGUUGAUUUUGAAGUUCGACAAGGCUGUAAGCGACGAGCCUAGAAACCAGAGUAAGAUCAAGAGAACCAGUGAGAUUGCCAAGGAGUUAUCGAAGUUGUUGAAUAUGGACGAGGCAUACCUUAGAAGCUUGGCUGUUCGUCCCUUGGUGAUGAGACGAGUGUCGCACAAGACCAAUAAGGGAUCCAUUCCGGGUUUCUUUGCCUUGACUGUCGUGGGUGAUCGUAAUGGGUCACUUGGGUUGGGUAUCGGUAAAUCCUUGGACGGUAUGAGAGUGGCUGUGAGUAAAGCCCAUUGGAAUGCUAUCAAGAACUUGCAACCUCUUAACUUGUACGAAAACAGAACCAUUGUUGGUGAUUUCGAGUCUAAGUUCCAUGGUGUCAAGAUGAGAGUCAGAUCUGCCCCAGAAGGUUCUGGUCUCAGAGUCAACCAUAUCAUUUAUGAAAUAUGUCAAGCUGCUGGUAUCAAGGACUUGGGUGCUAAAGUGUACAAGUCGAGAAACCCCAUGUUAAUUGCUCAAGGGUUUGUCAAGGCUUUGGGUCAACAACAAAGUAUUGAAGAAUUGGCUGCUAGUAGAGGAAAGAAGAUUGUUGAUAUGAGAACAGUUUACUAUUCUCAAUAGAACUGCAUGUAAAUAGUGUAUCUGAACAUAACUUGUAAC
This is a messenger RNA of Spathaspora passalidarum NRRL Y-27907, 1031 nucleotides long. RefSeq names its product mitochondrial 37S ribosomal protein uS5m. The coding region runs from base 15 to 992 and encodes 325 amino acids. Gene Ontology annotation, cellular component: ribosome. Gene Ontology annotation, molecular function: structural constituent of ribosome; RNA binding. NCBI's taxonomy places the organism in Eukaryota, Fungi, Ascomycota, Pichiomycetes, Serinales, Debaryomycetaceae. The record is from RefSeq and is a predicted model, not a curated record. The transcript has a single exon. Gene Ontology annotation, biological process: translation.